Molecule: messenger RNA, 148 nt
Organism: Acaulospora colombiana
Lineage: Eukaryota; Fungi; Glomeromycota; Glomeromycetes; Diversisporales; Acaulosporaceae
Source: the annotation of a GenBank genome assembly
AUGUCAAAGAAGGUACCAGACUCACAGGCCGCCGAAUUACAUCCCAAACCCUCCUUAAUACCGAUGACAUCUCAUAACACUCUCGACGCUUUUGGCAGUUUUCAGGUGGUCAGAGCCAAAGAGGGAUUUCCACCUGCCACUUCGUCGG